Molecule: messenger RNA, 1625 nt
Organism: Epinephelus fuscoguttatus (brown-marbled grouper)
Lineage: Eukaryota; Metazoa; Chordata; Actinopteri; Perciformes; Serranidae
Gene: septin5a
Product: septin 5a
Exons: 11
Coding region: 317-1447 (376 amino acids)
Biological process (GO): cytoskeleton-dependent cytokinesis; regulation of exocytosis
Cellular component (GO): septin ring; cell division site; microtubule cytoskeleton
Molecular function (GO): GTP binding; molecular adaptor activity; GTPase activity
Source: RefSeq, a predicted model, not a curated record
CAGUGAGAAUUCCUCCGUACCUGUCUGAACAGGGAGCGUUGGAGUCGCUGUAGGGCAGAGGAAAGAAAGAAAUAUAAGGAAAAGAAAGGGAAUCAAGAGAAGGAAAGUAGGAGGAACAAAAGGCACAUAUUUAAAGAGCACAGACAGGGAGGAGGUGUGUUAGAGACAAUUUGGGAACGGACACAGAGUGAGAGACGAGUUUAUCAGAAUCUCAAGGCUUCAGAUUUUGCUUUUAUUCCCACCUCCCUGCUGAGCUGUUUUUCAACUUUCUGAGACCCGUGGCUAUUUUGGUCUGUCAGUGUUGGAGCGGUUUGGGAUGGAUGCCAUCAUGCUGCAAGAAAAACUGGUGGAACGGCUGCUGUGCCCACGAGUGAGAACAGCCAGGCAGAAGGAGAAACAGUAUGUGGGUUUUGCAACUCUGCCCAACCAGGUCCAUAGGAAGUCUGUGAAGAAAGGCUUCGAUUUCACGCUGAUGGUUGCAGGAGAGUCUGGUAUGGGUAAAUCCACCCUGGUCAACAGCCUGUUCCUCACAGACCUCUACAAAGACAGGAAGUUACUGAAUGCGGAAGAGCGCAUCAACCAAACUGUGGAGAUCAUCAAACACACUGUAGACAUAGAGGAGAAAGGAGUCAAGCUCAAGCUGACCAUCGUUGACACACCGGGGUUCGGAGACGCUGUCAACAACAACGAAUGCUGGAAGCCGAUCACAGACUACAUAGAUCAGCAGUUUGAGCAAUACUUCAGGGAUGAGAGCGGACUGAACAGAAAGAACAUCCAGGACAACAGAGUCCACUGCUGCCUCUACUUCAUCCCUCCAUUUGGGCACGGGCUGCGUCCGGUGGAUGUUGAGUUCAUGAAGGCUCUGCAUGAAAAAGUGAACAUAAUCCCUCUCAUUGCAAAAGCUGACUGCCUCACGCCCAACGAGAUAAAAAAACUCAAAGACAGAAUACGAGAGGAAAUAGACAAGUUUGGCAUCAAAGUGUACCAGUUCCCCGAAUGUGACUCCGAUGAGGAUGAAGAGUUUAAACAACUUGACAAAGAGCUGAAGGAGUGCACCCCGUUCGCUGUGAUUGGCAGUAACACUGUGGUGGAGGCCCGAGGGCAGAGAGUGAGAGGGAGACUUUACCCCUGGGGCAUUGUUGAAGUGGAGAACCAGUCGCACUGUGACUUUGUGAAACUGAGGAACAUGCUGAUUCGUUCACACAUGCACGACCUCAAAGACGUGACCUGUGACGUCCACUACGAAAACUACAGAGCGCAGUGCAUACAGGAGAUGACCAGUAAAUUGGCUCAGGACAACCGUAUGGAGAGUCCCAUUCCCAUCCUGCCGCUGUCCACCCCGGAUGUAGAGACUGAGAAACUGAUCAAAAUGAAAGAUGAGGAGCUGAAGAGGAUGCAGGAGAUGCUGAACAAGAUGCAGCAGCAGAUGCACGACAAAGACCAGUGAUGUCCUCCUGGUCUGCAGCGCCUCCUGCUGUUUCCCCCCUGAAUGACAGUGAGACCUUCAGACAUUGAACAUGGAUAUCAUGUGUUAGUGGCGACUCUGGCUGUACAUUUACCCUCAGUUUGGUGCUUUGUAUAGUUUGUCUGCCUGGACGGUUGUUUGUCAGAGCUUUUUUUUUUUU